AUGGAUGUCAAAUAUGGUACUGAUAUUUGCGCAUGUGGAGCCGAAAAUGACGAAUUCUCGAAGAAAGCCGAACGAAAAGAGCGACAGACGUCCAUCAUGCUUAUCGCUAUCGUGCUGCUCUUCAUCUCAUGUAAUACGCUGGCUUUCGUUUGCAAUAUAAUGGAGAAUUUAGACGAAGUAGGACCAGUCUAUCAAAGUAUGGUGACGUUCAACAACCUUCUCGUUAUGGUCAACGCUUCGUGUAACAUAUGCGUCUACAUGCUGUUCUCUGAGAAAUACCGUAUGCUGCUGCGACAUUACGUAUGUUGCGAUUGGUCACGACAAGGCGAAAUGCUUAUUAGUUCAGUGGCUGGAUGA
Molecule: messenger RNA, 357 nt
Organism: Cooperia oncophora
Lineage: Eukaryota; Metazoa; Nematoda; Chromadorea; Rhabditida; Trichostrongylidae
Source: the annotation of a GenBank genome assembly